AUGCCGCCCAAGCCAUCUGCCAAGGGAGCCAAGAAGGCCGCCAAGACCCAAAAGGUCUCGACUGGAACCAAGAAGCGCCAUCACAAGCGCAAGGAGUCUUACUCCGUCUACAUCUACCGUGUCCUUAAGCAGGUAUCAACUCGGGCCAAAUUUUUUUAUAAGAGAGUAUAAGAAAAUUAUUAUUGAGUUAAAGAAAUUCCCCUGUAAUUUCAAAUAAAAAUCACAAUUUCCAGGUGCACCCCGACACCGGAGUCUCCUCGAAGGCCAUGUCGAUUAUGAACUCGUUCGUGAACGACGUCUUCGAGAGAAUCGCCGCUGAAGCCUCGCGCCUCGCUCAGUACAACAAACGGUCGACGAUUUCUUCUCGCGAAAUCCAGACGGCGGUCCGACUGAUCCUUCCUGGAGAGCUGGCCAAGCACGCCGUGUCCGAGGGAACCAAGGCUGUCACCAAGUACACUUCCAGCAAGUAAAUUCUCAACUAUGAGCUUUACUUGACCAACCGAACCCAACGGCCCUCUUUAGGGCCACAAACUGAUCUUCAAGUCCUUGUGAUAUUUGUAAAUAAAUUUUUAAAUAGCUUUGUGAUUGUUAAAAUUUGGAUUAACGAGUCUGAAUCCCACUAAAAUUGCUUGUUUUUCGAGAAAAGUAUAUCACGAAGGGUUUGACCAAAGGCAAAACAAAGUAACUUGGUCCAAAUUCAGAAGAAAAGGUUCUUUUCUAAACUCCGAAUAUGUUCAAAAAUGAAAGAGGAGGAGUUCGUUUUAAAAAUGAGGUUGCACGGGUCACAAAAAAUUGUUUUGAGUAUUUUGAGGGGCAGUGAAUUCUUAUCAUUUACCUGCUCGAUCAGAUGAACUUUUGUAUACUCUCAAGGCCAAAAUAACCCUUUCGUCCGUCCCAGUAACAUGCAUAAAUUCCUGUUCCCUAUUCUUAUUUCUACAAUUUCCGCUGAAAGUCCGCUUGAUGUGGGUUGAUCUGUUAAUUCUCUUUUUUUGAAAUCAGUAUUUUGAUGGAAGUGUGUUUUUGUUUUGAAACGCUAGGUUUUGAAAUCAGAGAUGUCAUUCAUAUGUUUUUGAGCUUGUUUGACACGAUAUAAAUUUGAUUUCUCAUUUGAACAGUUUUGAAAAACAAAUUUCACUGCUUCUCAUUUACGAAAAAUUUUUGAAAAAAAGUUUUUUUGUGUUGGUGCAGUUUUUUUGCUGUUCCCUGAGAAGAUUAGAAAAUUUUCUGUGUUCUUGGUUUUCAUCGUUCCUCUUCCCUCUUUGCUGAAAUUGGAAAUAGAGAGCCAUGGAUUCCUAAAAAGUAUCAUUUAUUUAAGAAAUUUCAUCAAAGCUAGUUAUUUUGAUGCUAAAAGUCGAUUUCAAAACUUCAAAUUCGAAUCGUUCAUUGCUUGAUGCUGAUGAUGCAAUAUAUUUUUCAAAAGCUCGCUUUUUGUCCAAAAUUUACCCAUUUCUAGCUACCUGGCCAGGUAAACGUUUUAAAACCACCGGCGGAAACAACGCUGAGUUCGCAAUGUCUGAACGAUUCGGCGACUUGGGGAACCUCGUUGAAAGAAAUAGCCAUAACGGGAAUUAACUGUAUUGUGAACAAGAAUUGCACGGAAGCCGAGAAAUCGACGUUGAUCAAGAACUUGUUCGCAGCCAGGCGUUGGUUUUUUUUCGAAUUGAUAAAAAUCUAGGAUUCGUAGUUUCGAAAUGGGUACCUUCUACUGGACUUUUGGAAUAAAAAAAAGUUUCUUUAAGAAUUUUGGUAGUUUGCAUACUUUCAGGUUGAUUGGGACUUAAUUCAGAAGACGUUUUCAAUAGGAGAAAAAAAUUAGUGGCCACUUAAGAGGUUCCUCAAGGGCUACCUGGAGAGGACACUAAAGUGACCACUAAAACCAUCUUUAUAGAAGGCACUAUUUUGCAUCUUAGUGGCCACUAUAGUAGUUUUUAGUGGUCCAGCAGUGCCAAGUAGACUUCUAAAGAGGGCAUUGAUUUUUAGCCCCUAAAGUGACCACAAUUUCGACUACUAUAGUGGCCACAGUAAUUUCUCAAGUCUCCAAUUUCAGAACUGAACGCCUUCGGCCUAUUACCUGGCCCUGGCGUUCUCGACAUUGAUAUUUUCGUCGAUGGGUCUUACAGCGAAUGUGAAGAAGCGGACGAGGAAGCUCCUUACAGUACCAAUUAUUGUUAUCUUCUUUUGGGACUCGGAAAGGUGACUUUUGAAAGUUUGAUUUCUGGGGGUUUUUCUAAAAUCUUCAAAUGAAAAAAAUACGGGGGGGGGGGAUUUUUAGUGGCCACUUUAGGGUUUUGACAUCUUAAUGGCCACUACAGUAGUCCAAUUUAUAGCCAUUAAAAUAAGAAUUACUAUAGUGGCCAUUUAGAAAUAAUAUUUUUUUUUCAACCUGAAUUUCAAAUCAGAAGUCCUGAAAAUCAUUAAAAAAUGUUCAGAACAGUUCAUGUGGCGGGAAUAUUUACGUGAAUUACUUGAAACGGGCCGUUUGUAUGCCAAGGUCUUGCGACGAAUCGGUAUACUACAUUAGAAAAUUAAUUCGAGAACAAUUGAUUAAGGACCUGAGUUUACUGUAUAACACGUUCACACUGGAGCCCUUCACGGCUUGCGGUGCGAUUUGUGUCAAAAAAGAAAUCCCAAAAAACACUUGGUUCUGGUUUUUCACGUGAGUUUUUAUCGUUUCAAAAGGACUGAGGGAGAAAAUUCAGAGUUUUCCUGAUAUUUAUGGCAAUAAUCGUGGUUUUCGCGACUUUGAUGGAUUAUCUGCGAGAAUCCUUGCAUGGAAUCAAGUCCGACAAUGAACCGACUUACUGUAGGAUCUUAUUGUAUUGCUAAAGAAGAUUACGGUUACAGUAAUCCGACUCUUGUAUUGCUUCUCAAUGUACACCAAUGCUGAGAUCUUAUUAUCGGUGAAAGAACCCAAAGAAGGACAUAUCAAAAGUUUGGACUGUAUCCGAUUUUUGUCCAUGUCCUGGGUCCUCGCGGGACAUUCCAUGGCUCAGUUUGCAUUUUCAGGUGAACAAUUAAAAAUUAAAAUGAAAAACUAAAGUUUUUUUCGAGAUGACCUCUGGCCAAUCACAAAAGUGCCCAAGAAAUGGAUCAACGAAACGUUUUUGAACGCUUUUUUGUCCGUCGACACUUUCUUCGUGCUCUCUGGUGUCGUAUUGGCUUAUGUGUUUUUCAAGGUAAUUGAAAAUUAUACAAAGAAAAAGAAAGGAAGUUACAGAACAAGCCAAAAUUGCAAACCGUCAAGAAUCCAGUUGUAUGGAUAAUGUUUUACGUCCAUCGGUAUCUUAGGUAAGAAUCGAAGUUACAUUUUAGCUUUAUAACUUUUAAAAUUCGCGCUUUUUUGCUUUUUACUGUUUCUGAAACACCCAAUGAAAAAAGUCCGUUUGAAAAACUAAACUUGACGUGGGAAAUAGAAAAUACGAAGAUAAAUUUCAGGUUAAAACGACGAAAAUGACGGGCGUAUCAGGUGUUCCUGAAAAAAAAAAACGCAAAAACGCGGCGAAUUCAAAAAUUUAGGAAAAAAUGCCCAAAUCAUUCGAAAAUUUUGAAGUUGAAUUGUUAUCUCUUUGUAGGACUCGAUUUUUUUAACUGCUCUGAAGUACCAAUUUUGCGUAUUUCCAAAACACUUUGAACGAGUAAAACGUCAAUUUUUAAAUCCCCCUGAAUUACUUUAAAAAAACGACAAAAAAAUAUUUUUUUCUUCUUCAAAAAUCACUAAGAAUAACUGCCCAGAUAAACGCGAGACACUGGCGGUAUAUUGACGAGCUCGCAAACAUCUCGCUUUUUUUCUCGCGCCGGUCUCGCAUUUUUCUGGGCGCGAGCUCGCAUUUUUCUAGGCGCGAGCUCGCAUUUCUCUCGCAAUUUGAAAAGUUCUGAAAUGCAAGAUGAAUGCGAGAUGGCGCCAAGAAAAAUGCGAGGUCGCGCCGAGAGAAAUGCGGGAUCGCGCCUAGAAAAAAGCGACAUUUUUGCGAGUUAGUCAAUGUACCGCCACCGAGCUCGCAUUUAUCUCGUCAGUUAUUCUUAGUGAUGGAGAAUCGAGCACCAACUUUGCGCCAUUCUUCUGCGCUGGCGCUUUCUCCGUGCGAUUAUUUACGGCCGUGGUUUUUUUUCUUAUUGAAGUUGUUUUUUUUUCUAAAAAUUCAUUUCCAGACUAAUUUUUCAACAUAUUCAUUUUUCCGCCGAUUUAUCUUUUCUAUUAAUUUGAAGGUAUUUCAGACUAACUCCGCCCAUGAUGAUUUUCAUUGGGUUUUUUGUCGCAUAUGCGCCCUUUAUUCGAGGACCUUGGACUGCCACAACAGCCAGUACGUGAAUAAUUCAUGAAAACUGAUUUCAAUUUAAACUCUCCAUUUUAUAUUCCGAAUUCAAUUUCUAGAUGUUCUGAUCCCGCAAGUUGAGAUUUGUAAGACCCAAUGGUGGCGAAACUUGAUCUACAUCAAUAAUUUCAAAACGGAAGAUAUGGUUAGAAGGGUUACUGUAAUUUGAAAUUUACUGUAACUUUUAUUUCAUAGUGUCUACCACCGUAUUGGUAUCUCGCCUUGGAUACUCAAUUAUACGUGAUUUCCCCAAUUUUUCUGAUCGCCUUGUGUUUUUCUUCGGUUUUUGGUGGGUUUUUUGAGGGCACCAGGUUACUGUAGCUUCUUUCCGUUGUAGGAGUCUUGACGUUAUUUAUCGCUUGCGUCGUUAGCGUCGGUUUGUGCUACGCAGUCAUGUUCAAGUACUCACUGGCGCCCACUUUUUUGUCGCUCGAGUUUGAAGAGUUAAAAAGGGUUUUGAAGAAAACAAAAUUACAGUACGAAUCUGGAUUUUGUGGAAAAACUAUACGUGGUGCCUUGGAUCCGGGCAACGUCGUAUUUAAUCGGAAUUUUCGCGGGGUUUAUCCUUGCGAAAGUCGGCGGGAAGAGGGUGAAGUUGAACUUGGUUAGUUUGAGUAAAAACUGGAAUUUCCAGGGUUUUUAGGAAACAAACUUUUGAUAGGAUUCUUUUUUUAAGCGUUUUAUGCAUGGAGAGAUAAAAACUCGACCCUUCAACGCACCAAAAUUGACGAUUUUUUUUGGUUGAAUAAAUUGUUUUCUUUUUGUAAGCUCUUCUAGUGAGCAAAUGGCUAUCGAUUUAUUAUUUUCUAGAACGAAAUUGAAGAAUAGCCUUUCAGAAAGACUUUCUCAUCUCUUUUAAAAAGAAAACCCGUUCAAAAACGGUUAAAUUUGAAUAUAAAACAAGCCGGAAAUUUGUAAAACUCCAGGUUUUUCAAAGCUUCAUAACUCGGCUAAAAAUCAUAAAUUCCAAACAAACUAAAUUGAUUUGAAAUCGGGAAAGUUUGCUCUAUCGAAUGGUAUAUAACUCAAAUAUGCAUGAUUGCUUUUUUUUUCGAGAAUCGGCCUGUGGAUCCUGGUUAUAGACUGUCCAGAUUUUGAAAAUCAAGUAGUAUGACGUCAUUCGAAAACGCUAUGUGGAUGGCUCGCUCUUUGAUUGGUUCCUAGCGCCAUUAGGGGCGGAGCUUGAGCUUGAUUUUCAAAGUCUGAACAGACAAUAUGCCGUGUUAAAAGCGAUUCCUGCGAAUUUUAAAAUUAUCUCUGAUUCUCCAAAAUUUAGUUAUUUUUUCUACGCUCUGAGGGCUUUCGUAGUCUUCUCAUUAGCCCUGCAAUCAAUUCGGCAUCAAUUAAAGUCUAGUCAUUUAUAACUUUUAUAUAGUUGAGUCGAAACUUAUGGCUUCCUUCUUGUUGUUUCAGGUGAUAUUCUUCAUUUUUCAUUUUUUUUUCAUGAAAUUCAUAGUUAAUAACCUUCUUUUAAUUAUCAAAACGAUUCCAUCAACUUUUGUUUCUGUAAAAAAUGAAUAAAACAAGGUCUCUUCUCUACAAAAUAGUGUGAAAAUUUAGGUUUUGAUCGUUUUUGGCUGGUUGGCAGCAGUUUCCAUCGCCUGUGCUUGUCUCUACGGUGUUUCUGACUACCAUAAUGGGGCUAAUUGGAGGUUAUCUUGAUUCUAAAUCUUUUAUCCUACCUGUAAUGACCUCUUAAGGGAAUUUCUAAAAGUGUUGGUAAGCUUUAGAAAGGAAGAAAACAUUUUGAACCUUCAAAAUAACUAUUUUUCGGAUUUUCUUUGAGCCCGGUUCAUACGUGGGCUAACAGGCUGUUUUUCACUUUCGGGCCCCCCUAUUCAUUCAGAUGGCUUUCUAAGCCGCGGAAAAUGCAUCCAUAUUAUUUAUCGAGCUUUUUAAAGUACAUUUAGUGAGAAAUUCGUUGCCUAUCUUUUUGCCUAGCUCCAAACGGUAGAAAAAAUCGAGAGGAAUCGUAGAAAUAGCCUUAUAAAAAAUUCCAGAGCUGAUUAAUCGACCUGAAUUCUAGUUUAAAUGGUACCAAUGGAUGAUAUAUACAUGCUCAUCAAAUUUUUAAGCCGUUUGGAAAAAUUGAAAAAAAUAAUCAACUUCUGACCCCAUAAGAAAAAUGAUUUCUGAAAUCUACAAUUUUUUUGGCUCAAAAAUCAUUAUCAACUUUGAGUUAACCCUAAAUGAGGUAUAUCCUCCAAGUUUCCAGGCUUCCGGACGUUUUUUGACCAAGUUACAGUGUUUCAAAGUGUUAUCACUUGACGGUUUGCGUACCCCCCCGUACUCCCCCAAAAUCGGAGAAUCGAUCUGUUUUCAAUGUUAUUCCACAUUAUAAAGGGAGUUUUGUGAUCUGGCCAAGUUUCAGGCCGUUGAGAUGAGUUUUAAGGAAAAUAGAUUUUUGGACCACCGGGAAGGGAUAUUUUGAAAUUUUGAAUUUUUUGGCUCAAAAUCAAUAUUAAACUUGAGUUAACUCUGAAUAAGGUAUAUCCUCCAAAUUUCCAACCCUCCGGACGUUUUUUGACCAAGUUACAGUGUUUCAAAGUGUUAUCACUUGACGGUUUGCGUACCCCCCCGUACUCCCCCAAAAUCGGAAAAUCGAUCUGUUUUCAAUGUUAUUCCACAUUAUAAAGGGAGUUUUAUGAUCUGGCAGAGUUUCAGACCUUCUGGAUGAGUUUUAAGGAAAAUAGAUUUUUGGACGACCGGGAAGGGAUAUUUUGAAAUUUUGAAUUUUUUCCUCGUUUCGUUUUGCAAAUGACCUAGUGGAUGUAAGAAUGCGCGUUGAUCACGAUUUUGCUAGUUUCAAUCCAAAAAAACAGGAGAUAAAAAAGUUAUUCGGGAAACUUACCCAAAAUCACAUGUUUUUUGGAAUUUCCGGGUGUUAGAUGGAAAAUUCGAAUAAUCCAUGUUUGACUCAAUAAAGAGUAUUUUUUUGUGGUUUUUAAAAAAACUAUGUAAUAUGAGCAAUAAUGCGCAAAAAUGAGGUUUAAGAUUUUUUUAAAAAAAUUGAAUAAGAUUAUAUUGCACCUUAUUACAAACUUUGGAAGAGUUUCGUCGAUUUUAUGUCAAGAUAUAGAUUUUUUUGAAGGGUUCGACCGUACCCCUUUUUUUGAGCCACAGUAUCUCGAAAAACGGCUUGAGUGAUGAUAUUCGGUUUUUCAAAAAAAUCCUAAAAAAAUCGUGUUCUACAACAUGUUUGAUUUAGAGAAAGUUUCACCCUAACGCUCAUUUUUUUCAACUCACCCUACGGCGUUACCACACAUGUGAACGAUAAAAAAAUACAAGUUUAACAAUUAAAAAAACUAGCAAAAAUCGUGAUCAGCAUACAUUCAUACAUCUACUGUGGCCCAAAAAAAUUAUUUUCCUUGAAACUCAUCAUAACGGCCUGAAACUUGGCCAGAUCAUAAAAACUCCCUUUUAUAAUGUGGAAUAACAUUGAAAAACAGAUCGAUUUUUCCGAUUUUGGGGGAGUACGGGGGUACGCAAACCGUCAAGUGAUAACACUUUGAAACACUGUAACUUGGUCAAAAAACGUCCGGAAGGUUGGAAAUUUGGAGGAUAUACCUUAUUUAGAGUUAACUCAAGUUUAAUAUUGAUUUUGAGCCAAAAAAUUCAAAAUUUCAAAAUAUCCCUUCCCGGUGGUCCAAAAAUCUAUUUUCCUUAAAACUCAUCCCAACGGCCUGAAACUUGGCCAGAUCACAAAACUCCCUUUAUAAUGUGGAAUAACAUUGAAAAACAGAUCGAUUUUUCCGAUUUUGGGGGAGUACGGGGGGUACGCAAACCGUCAAGUGAUAACACUUUGAAACACUGUAACUUGGUCAAAAAACGUCCGGAAGCCUGGAAACUUGGAGGAUAUACCUUAUUUAGAGUUAACUCAAGUUUAAUAUUGAUUUUGAGCCAAAAAAUUCAAAAUUUCAAAAUAUCCCUUCCCGGUGGUCCAAAAAUCUAUUUUCCUUAAAACUCAUCCCAACGGCCUGAAACUUGGCCAGAUCACAAAACUCCCUUUUAUAAUGUGGAAUAACAUUGAAAAACAGAUCGAUUUUCCGAUUUUGGGGGAGUACGGGGGGUACGCAAACCGUCAAGUGAUAACACUUUUGAAACACUGUAACUUGGUCAAAAAAACGUCCGGAAGCCUGGAAACUUGGAGGAUAUACCUUAUUUAGAGUUAACUCAAGUUUAAUAUUGAUUUUGAGCCAAAAAAAUUCAAAAAUUUCAAAAAUAUCCCUUCCCGGUGGUCCAAAAAAAUCUAUUUUUCCUUAAAACUCAUCCCAACGGCCUGAAACUUGGCCAGAUCACAAAAACUCCCUUUAUAAUGUGGAAUAACAUUGAAAACAGAUCGAUUCUCCGAUUUUUGGGGGAGUACGGGGGUACGCAAACCGUCAAGUGAUAACACUUUGAAACACUGUAACUUGGUCAAAAAACGUCCGGAAGCCUGGAAACUUGGAGGAUAUACCUUAUUUAGAGUUAACUCAAGUUUAAUAUUGAUUUUGAGCCAAAAAAUUCAAAAUUUCAAAAUAUCCCUUCCCGGUGGUCCAAAAAUCUAUUUUCCUUAAAACUCAUCCCAACGGCCUGAAACUUGGCCAGAUCACAAAACUCCCUUUAUAAUGUGGAAUAACAUUGAAAAACAGAUCGAUUCUCCGAUUUUGGGGGAGUACGGGGGUACGCAAACCGUCAAGUGAUAACACUUUGAAACACUGUAACUUGGUCAAAAAACGUCCGGAAGCCUGGAAACUUGGAGGAUAUACCUUAUUUAGAGUUAACUCAAGUUUAAUAUUGAUUUUGAGCCAAAAAAUUCAAAAUUUCAAAAUAUCCCUUCCCGGUGGUCCAAAAAUCUAUUUUCCUUAAAACUCAUCCCAACGGCCUGAAACUUGGCCAGAUCACAAAACUCCCUUUAUAAUGUGGAAUAACAUUGAAAACAGAUCGAUUCUCCGAUUUUGGGGGAGUACGGGGGGGUACGCAAACCGUCAAGUGAUAACACUUUGAAACACUGUAACUUGGUCAAAAAACGUCCGGAAGCCUGGAAACUUGGAGGAUAUACCUUAUUUAGAGUUAACUCAAGUUUAAUAUUGAUUUUUGAGCCAAAAAAAUUCAAAAAUUUCAAAAAUAUCCCUUCCCGGUGGUCCAAAAAUCUAUUUUCCUUAAAACUCAUCCCAACGGCCUGAAACUUGGCCAGAUCACAAAACUCCCUUUAUAAUGUGGAAUAACAUUGAAAACAGAUCGAUUCUCCGAUUUUGGGGGAGUACGGGGGGGUACGCAAACCGUCAAGUGAUAACACUUUGAAACACUGUAACUUGGUCAAAAAACGUCCGGAAGCUGGAAACUUGGAGGAUAUACCUUAUUUAGAGUUAACUCAAGUUUAAUAUUGAUUUUGAGCCAAAAAAUUCAAAAUUUCAAAAUAUCCCUUCCCGGUGGUCCAAAAAUCUAUUUUCCUUAAAACUCAUCCAGAAGGUCUGAAACUCUGCCAGAUCAUAAAACUCGAUUCAUAAUGUAGGAUAACAUUGAAAACAGAUCGAUUUUCGGAUUUCGGGGGUCUACGCUAAAAGUUGAAAUAUUUCUGUUUUGCAGUGUUGACACCUAGCUGAAUAUACUUCCAAAAGCCCGCGAAAUAAGAUAAUAGUCUCAUUAAAUUCUUAUAUUAACUUUAAUAAUCAUUUCACAUUGAUAGUCAUCCGCGGGGGGUACGUACUUUUUCGAGGGGAGUACGUACUUUUUUUCAAGGGGGUACGUGAUGACGUCACAAAAAAAGUAGUUGGUUAGCCCAUGUAUGGCCCGGUUUUUUUCUUGAAACCGUAAAGUAUCCUUAUUUAUGAUUUUUAUUGAAAUUGAUAUAUCAAAUCCAGAAUUCAGAAUCGGAUUUCAGCCCUCUGGUCAAAGCGACCUACUAUAAUUUCCAUAGAAUCGGCUGGUCUCUGGCCGUUUCCUGGGUGAUUAUCGCAAAUCACCUCGGCUGGGGAGGUAAUUAGGAGAAAAGAGUAUUCCUACAGUAAUCCCUUCGUUUCAGGACCCAUUAACAACUUCAUAUCGCACCCGAUUUGGCAGCCAUUCGGCCGGUUGGCCUAUUGUGCUUACCUUGUCCAUUGGCUGGUCAUCUACUACUUUUUCAACUUGUUAGACCGACCGGCUCAUUUUAUUUCCUUGUGGCAGAUUGUGAGUUAACUUGGAGAGGUGUUUAUAGGUGAUUCACGACUAGCUUGAGAUGCUAAGGGGGCGUGGCCUGUCUGCGCUCUCCGCACUCUCUCUUUUCUUCGUGUCAGGACCAUUUUUUCGAAAUUGCUCAAAGAACAGUUUUUCAUGACGAAAAAAAAAUCGCGUUUUUUUAAAUUUUUAUAUAAAUUUGUACCAUUUUUUAACAAUUUUUUUUGAAUUGAAAAAAAAUCUGUUGAUUUCAGUAUCUACAUUACGUUGUCCCACUAACCUUCAUUACCUACUUUUGCGCCUUUUUCUGGAGCUCAUUUUUCGAAAUACCAACAUUCAAGUGAGUUGAAGGGAAAAAUUGAAAGAAAAAAUUUGGGAAGUUCUAAUUUCAGACUCCAAAGGAUGUUGAUGGAUACCGUGACGAAAAAAAUCAAAAAUAAUUCAUCAAAUAAGUCGGAGACGUCAACCGUCAGCACCUCUUGGGACAUUCCUACUCCUUUGCAUUUUUCGAAAAUUUGA
This is a messenger RNA of Caenorhabditis auriculariae, 10970 nucleotides long. Lineage: Eukaryota; Metazoa; Nematoda; Chromadorea; Rhabditida; Rhabditidae. The record is from the annotation of a GenBank genome assembly.